Pseudomassariella vexata is the source of this 1431-nucleotide messenger RNA. RefSeq lists its product as uncharacterized. Gene Ontology annotation, biological process: mitochondrial calcium ion homeostasis; calcium import into the mitochondrion. Gene Ontology annotation, cellular component: mitochondrial inner membrane; uniplex complex. Lineage: Eukaryota; Fungi; Ascomycota; Sordariomycetes; Amphisphaeriales; Pseudomassariaceae. The coding region runs from base 1 to 1431 and encodes 476 amino acids. The transcript has 2 exons. Gene Ontology annotation, molecular function: calcium channel activity; uniporter activity. The record is from RefSeq and is a predicted model, not a curated record.
AUGAGCUACGUGUUUCGUCGAGGGUGUUUACAACUAAACACUCCUCUUUCGCUGUGGCAAUUGCCAGCCGUCAGCAGAAAUGGCGUAGGGCGGCUGCAGAACAUCAGAUGCAGUGCCCAGGUGCUUCGACGCCUGACGACAACAUCGCCGGCAAGAACUCUUGCCAACGAGACAGCCAGAGAAACAAACCAGCGAGAUCAAGAUGCGCACGAGAAUGAGGUCAGAGCUGGUAUCCAGGCGGCCACGAAGAGCCAGAUCAAAAGACCGUGGCAGCGCGAAGGCGCCGAUAAGCCGCCCGUCGAUCAGGAGGCACGCAAUGCUAACAAGACCAUGGCAAAGGGCAAGCUCCUGACGACGCCAACUCGCCUCCUCAAGCUCAUCUUGCCGUUACCCGUCGAUGCAACUCAUGAUGAAAAGGGGAACAAAGGUGAAUUCCGAUCCCUAGCCCAGAACGAAGACAUCCAGCCACUGGCCCUCCUCGUCCACCCCCAACAGCCCCUCUCCUACCUUGAACGCCUGAUCCAAGCCGAGCUGCCACCGAUAUACGACAAAAAUGGCCGCGAGAAGAUGCCCAACGUGUACUUCCGUGCCGAGGGCUCGGACAGAGAUGAAGACGGCGAGGUCAGGCACAAGGACAACUCGCACGUAGCAACGCAAUCUGGACUGGGCCGUGAAGGACCAGCCACUCCAGCAAAGGAUAAGGACUGGGUCCGUUGGUCGAGCUCGACCGAGAUUGGCGACUUCAUUCGUGAUGCGGCUCGAGGCCGAGAGUUUGCUAUUGACAUCGACGGGCACGACACCGAGAUGCGAGUCGGUGUGCCCAGCUUCAACGACCGCACGCAUUUCAUGCGGGUUCGACUUCGGCGCCUGUCGCACCGGAUCGAGGACUUGUCCAAAAUAAAGCAGGAGUGCGACGAGCUUGCCCACCGCGGCGCUCACCGCUUGGCUAAAGCUGGCUUUGGGGCCCUCACGGGGUGGUGGGGAGUAGUGUACUUCGUCACCUUCCACACGGACGCCGGCUGGGAUCUCGUCGAGCCCGUCACCUAUCUGGCAGGCCUAACGACCAUCAUGGGGGGUUAUUUGUGGUUCCUCUUCAUCAGCAAGGAUCUCAGUUACCGGGCCGCGCUAAACAUGACCAUCACCCGCCGCCAGAACGCGCUGUACGAGACCCGGGGCUUCGACCCGGCGAAGUGGGAGACGUUAGUUCAGGAUGCGAACGGCUUGCGGCACGAGAUUCGCGUCAUUGCGCAGGAGUACGAUGUCGAUUACGAUGAGUACAAGGACUUAGGCAUGACCGACGAGGUGCAGGAAGUGUUGGACACCGAGGAAGAAAAGCAAAAUCGCAAGGGCGAUGACGACGGGGACGCCGAGGCCAAGGAUAAGAAGAAGGACAAGGAAAAGGAUACGGAGAAGACAGGAAAACAAGAGUAA